AAAUCCCUAAACCUACCAUUAUCUCCGUCGUGGCCGGGUGAAGAAAUGGCCUCCCUCCUGCGGUUCGGAGGCCAACGUCUCAUAUCUCGGAGCUCGCCUCCAAUUUCUCUACUCCGGUGCUAUUCUCUGACGGCGAAGAGGGACGAUUCCGGCGAAGAAGAGCUUGAGUUUUUCGACCAGCGAAAGCUCCCAGCCGACUACAAUCCCUCCAAUUUCGAUCCCACAGAGCACCGCACCCCGCCGGCCGAUCGCGUAUGGCGCCUCGUCGACGAGAUCUCUUCCCUCACACUCACGGAGGUCGCCGAGCUCUCCUCCAUUCUCAUGCGGAAGGCGGCCCUCAGUGAGCCCCCCAUCAUCGGCGUCAUAAAGCCCGGCGCUGCUUUACCUGGAGCUGCUGGCGCUGGUUUGGGGACAGCGGCUGACGCUAAGGAGGAGGAGAAGCCGGAGAAGACGGUGUUUGAGCUGAAGCUCGAAUCAUUCGAGGCUGCUUCCAAGAUUAAGGUUAUAAAGGAGGUGAGGGCGUUCACGGACUUGGGUUUGAAGGAGGCCAAGGAGUUGGUGGAGAAGAGUCCAUCUGUUAUCAAGAGUGGAGUUUCUAAAGAAGAGGCGGAGCAGAUCGUUGAGAAAAUGAAGGCUGCUGGAGCUAAGGUCAUCAUGGCCUGAUGAUUUGGGGAACAGAAGAUUUCAGAGGAGACAUCCUAACAUUGC
This is a messenger RNA of Phalaenopsis equestris, 708 nucleotides long. RefSeq names its product 50S ribosomal protein L7/L12. The transcript is spliced from 2 exons. Gene Ontology annotation, molecular function: structural constituent of ribosome. The coding region runs from base 46 to 663 and encodes 205 amino acids. Gene Ontology annotation, biological process: translation. Lineage: Eukaryota; Viridiplantae; Streptophyta; Magnoliopsida; Asparagales; Orchidaceae. Gene Ontology annotation, cellular component: ribosome. The record is from RefSeq and is a predicted model, not a curated record.